This is a messenger RNA of Osmerus eperlanus (European smelt), 2199 nucleotides long. RefSeq lists its product as uncharacterized. The coding region runs from base 737 to 1483 and encodes 248 amino acids. NCBI's taxonomy places the organism in Eukaryota, Metazoa, Chordata, Actinopteri, Osmeriformes, Osmeridae. The transcript is spliced from 6 exons. Gene Ontology annotation, biological process: positive regulation of T cell proliferation; negative regulation of T cell proliferation; cell surface receptor signaling pathway. The record is from RefSeq and is a predicted model, not a curated record. Gene Ontology annotation, cellular component: external side of plasma membrane.
UUCUUCUUUUAACAGAAUGGGACGAUUUAUAAGUUAAAACAUUAAAUAAUCUAUACAAAAAUAUAGACCUACUAUAGACUAGCAAAGUAUUAUAGAAAGUCACGCAGUUUCCUAUAAUUGCUUGAGGACAGUCCAGAAACUAUAGUACUUUACUAUACUGGUGUUGCACGGACAUUUCGGUACUUUUAGAUACUAUAGAAAGAAAAAAAAAUAGAGAGAAAAUAUAGAAAAAAAUAAAACGUUCGGUAUUAGAAUUUCCCAAUGUUCAGUAGGCUACUUAGAUCAAACGGGAUUCCGAAGUUUACUGUGUCUCACACAGUAGGCUACUUUGCCUACAGAGCCGAGACUAAUGGCAAACCCAUGGAUAUUACGAAACCUAUUUGUAAAAGCUGUUACAGUGGCUGUUUAUCAAUCCGAAGAACGCUAAGAACAGAGAAAAACGUGGAUUGAUAAACAGCUUGUGUCUUGACAGAGGAAAUACUUCUAACCUCGCUAAGGACGUCGUCGGUGACACUACCUACAAGCCAGGGUAAACGACAGAUACCUUUUCGUGUUACUUCUGGGGUGUCGACUUUGUACGGGUGGUGAUGCUCGGGAUUCCAAGGUGAUCCAUGGAGUGGUCGGCGGGGAGGUGACCUUCAGUUGCAUCUCCAACCCUGAGGAGCCCCUGAACUGUGUGUACUUCAACAAGAUUAUCUCCCUGAAGCCGGAAUUCAUUAACGGGUAUCACCAGACAAUGAAGCCGAAUAUUGAGAAGCAGUUCUACAAUCGCACGCACGUCAACGCAGGUCAGAGGGCGAUGACCAUGUUGGACGUCAAACCCACAGACGAGGGGGUUUAUCAGUGCCAGAUCGAAUACAACAACAAACGCAGGACAGAAGAGUACAUGAACCUCACUGUCACAGCCAAUUACAGCAAACCAGUUUCAUCAGUUGUCUGUCGGGAGCAUGACAAGAGUCACCAUGGUUACGGGAACCAAGGCAGCAACUCGGAUUGUAUUGCGACGUGCUCCUGCCAUGGGGGUUAUCCACGCCACGAGGUAGAUUGGAACAGCAACCUCUCUCUGGACCAGACAUGGGCUGUGGUUCUACCUGGAAACUGGAGCCAGGACCGAGAGACCAAGCUGUUCAACAUCACCAGUACUCUGGUGUUCAACUGCACCGCCGACCUGCAGUAUCUCUCCUGCAAAUGUGGCGGUGCCACUUCUCAAAAGCUCUCGGUCUGCACAGAUGACUCUUCUCUUAAAACGGUGAUAGUUGUAGCAGUCUGCAUCAUCAUGAUCCUGUGGAUUAUCGGAUUAUAUAUCACGGUGGGCAGCCUCCCAAAGAAGCCGAGUGGGACUGUAGACGGACACAGUGGGACUGUAGACGGACACAGCUGGACAGCCAUCAGUGGGACUGUAGACGGACACAGCUGGACAGCCAUCAGUGGAGCUUCUGUCCAGAACCAGGAUUAUUCUGUGUUUUUACACACAUACUGUUGAAUUGUCCUUUGGUACCCAGUACUUUAUGUGCACUGUUGGCCGUUGAACAGUCCCCUGUCUGUGAAGGAGGCCUGCCUGUUAAGAAUGGAGCAAAGGGAGAAAGUAAACCAGGUCUGUCUGUAGAUUAUUUGGAAUCUCUCUGAUGUACAUGUCCAGUACAACUGUGAAGCUAGUCCUAUCGAUGGUAGUAUAGGUGACACUCAGGGGUACUAUUGUUGAUGUGACUUAGUUUAGGUUAUAUUUAAGCGUUACGGUCGGAGAGACAAUCGAGGAUCAUCCAAUGGCUGCUAUCUGGUCUUGCAUUUUACUGUAAUACAAAUUGUGAAUACUGUGAUGUUGUUUGCCAGUACGUUCCAUUCCAUUGGCAUGGUGCUUCACACUGCACACAGGAGGUCCUGGGUUCAAUUCCACUAUGGGGCACGUCAGUGCUUUCUGUGUGGAGUUUGGGAGUCAGGUGGCUGAGCUGUUAGGGAAUCGGGCUAGUAAUCUGAAGGUUGCCAGUUCGAUUCCCGGCCGUGCCAAAUGAUGUUGUGUCCUUGGGCAAGGACCCUACAUUCACCCUACUUGCCUCGGGGGGAAUGCCCCUAUAUUAAAUAUUAAAUUUAAAUGUAUUUAUAUAAGAUUUUUUUGUUAACUAUUUUUGGAAACUGUAUCAUACUAACAUUUUUAUUUAAGAUAUCUCUAAAUAAAAGGUGUACAUUUAUGUACUCAAACAA